AUGGUUAGAAUUGUGCCGGAUGAUUAUUUUCCCACCGAGGGUGAUGAGAGACACACAGAGCCGUCAAAAGGAACUAUGUUGACAUCAAGCAACGUUAGAUCCCCGGUGUGGUUCUCCUCGGGCCUGUACACCCAUUUCAUUGAGUUUGGGGCUCCUAUGGAUGAGGCUAUCCGUGCCGCCAUCGACAACGUCACCUCCCUGGUGCUGGCUGAUAAGAUGGAGGAAGCAAUCCGUGUUGUUGAGGACGCCGGACUCUGCUUUGAUUUAGUCGCUGUCAAUGGGACGCUGUUGGCGAUGGGCGCCAACGUGUUGCUAAGCGUGCUUGCCAAGCCCAUGCAGCUUCUCUUUCUGGAAAUCGUGCAUGGGGGCAGGGCGGGUGACCUCAUGAUGGCGUUUCAACGCGCGUUGUUUGAAGGUGCCACCACUGCAGGCGCAAGUGGUGUACAAGAAAUAUGCCCUGACAGCACCGACAAGUCCCAGCCACUGAUGACUCGAUUCUGGGUUGGUCUUUUCUCUCUAGAUGCCGUGUGGAGUCACUACGCCGAAGUGACUAUGAUUUUGGUGUGUCUGGCGCUUUGCUUGUUGAUUUGGCUGGUGCGUCUCCAAUUCGCAAAGUACUUCAACAGUCUGGAACUGCAGCUGACUCAGCAAACCAAUGGAGCAGCCCGUUUCCAACGCUUCAACUCAACAAAUCUGCGGAGAGAGACUGCGACCGUUUUUCCUUUCACGAGAGAAGGAAAUUUGGAUGCGGACGCGUUGCUCCCGGCUAUACAUUACUUGGACGAGGGUGGGGAUGCCCCUCAUUUUAGUGAUAGUGGCAGCCCACCCCCACUUUCGGGUGCCAUGUAG
Molecule: messenger RNA, 849 nt
Organism: Trypanosoma rangeli
Lineage: Eukaryota; Euglenozoa; Kinetoplastea; Trypanosomatida; Trypanosomatidae
Exons: 1
Coding region: 1-849 (282 amino acids)
Source: RefSeq, a predicted model, not a curated record